Halichondria panicea is the source of this 1913-nucleotide messenger RNA. Its product is annotated as RNA binding protein fox-1 homolog 3-like. Gene Ontology annotation, molecular function: mRNA binding. The transcript is spliced from 7 exons. The coding region runs from base 39 to 1142 and encodes 367 amino acids. The record is from RefSeq and is a predicted model, not a curated record. Gene Ontology annotation, cellular component: cytoplasm; nucleus. Gene Ontology annotation, biological process: regulation of alternative mRNA splicing, via spliceosome; nervous system development. NCBI's taxonomy places the organism in Eukaryota, Metazoa, Porifera, Demospongiae, Suberitida, Halichondriidae.
CCUUUAAUAAGAACGUCCAUGUGAGAUCAAAGUGCAAGAUGGCGGCGAAUGUGAUACCAGGUUUAGACGGGCAGACUGCACAGUCUGGAGAGACUAACGACACAGACAGUUAUUUAUACGCGCACAACUCCAACACUGAGUCUCAAGAGCCAUCAAAAGAGGGUGGUAUAUAUGGUGCCCCAGGAGAUCAGUACCAGCGACCCACUGAGACGUCCACCUACUCCUCCACACAUACGGAGCCCCCUCCUCAGAACUCUAUUAGCUACAAAGAAACAGACACUCCCACUGUUUCAACAAGCACUGGUGAUGUUGGCUACUCUGGCAGUGGAUCGUAUGCUGAAGAUCCUUCGUAUGGUACAAAAACCAGUGAAUCUUACCCAGCAACAUCAGUGUACGGAGGAGGAACGUCAUAUACUGACAGUGGAUCGUACAGCUAUAACACACACACUACCACUACGGCCAACUCUCUACCUGGUACUCAAUACUCUACCACUACUGCAGAGUCAACAGGGCCCUCUACUAACCCUCCCAUCUCAGGCACACCCAAGAGAUUGCAUGUCACUAAUAUUCCAUUCCGAUUCCGAGAGCCAGAGCUUCGUCAGUUAUUUGAAGGUUAUGGUGACCUAGUACAUGCUGAGAUCAUCUUUAACUCCCGAGGAUCAAAGGGUUUUGGAUUUGUGACAUUUUCCAACGAAGCAGAUGCUUUAAAAGCCAAAGUUCAUGUCUCAGGCACUUUUGUGGAUGGACGGAAAGUUGAGGUUAACGAGGCCACCCCUCGUACUGGUGGAGGUGUUGGGGUCGGUGGUAGUGGUGGUGGAAGGGGGCGUGGCGGAUCCCCCAGGCCGUGGUCUGAUAGGAGAGGAGGGGGAGUCCCCUCUGGACGAGGCUACAGUGGAGGCAGAGGGGCCCCACAAAGUUAUGGACAGCCAUAUGGGUAUGGGCAAAGCUAUCCAAACUACCCUAACUAUAACUAUGGCAAUUAUCCCCCUCCUCCCCAAACACAUCAAUCAGGCCCCCCUCCCACUUGGAGCCAGGGUGGAAUGAAUCAAGGCAGCAGUGGUUAUGGAUCAGAUUAUCAAAGCAACUACUCACAGCCCCAGCACUACAGACAGUCUCAUGAUUACCGUUAUGCACCCUACUAGCAUUGAACCUAAUCACCUUCUCUGUGCCAUCUCUUGUCACAACGUUUAUUAACUGUAUACUAUCUAUGGAGGCUUGUAAAAUUAUUUUGUUUUAAUGUGGAUGAACUUUUGACCUUUAAUAUUUCGGUAUACUGCAAAUGAACUUUUAACCUUAAUUGUCAAUUCGCAGCCCUGAAUAAAAUUACUGCGCAUGCGUUAGAAGUGCUUCCUGUAAAGGAGGUGUGUCACCCCUGAACCUGAAAAAACAUAAUCGAACAGAAGAACCUGUGUGUGCUCCAUUCUCUGAAGGUCUCACUGCUACGAGGUCUAAUAAACUGCCCCAACCAAGUCCUGUGUGUGAUAAAACUAUCAACAUGAAGAGUCUAGCGAUUGCAACGGCCCUAGUGAUGGCGCUGGCUCUGUUACAUCCUGCUGCAGCUACCUCUGGUUCACUGGGAGAUCCGGCUGGAUCAAUAGCCAUUGCUAUCAUCGUGAUCGCCAUGCUCAUCAGUGUGGGCUCUGGGCUAACCGUGUGUCUCUACAGAAGUGAUAUCAUCCCCUGUUUCCAGAAUCGGGCAGUAUAAAGGAAUGAAAAUUUUAUCCAACUGGUUAUUAUUUUAUCGAACCUCAGACUCAUGCAUGUUAAAUGUACAAGAUUUGUGGACGUACAUACGUAGCCUUUUCAAAAAUGUAUGUGUUGUUAUAGAACAGGAUCUUAUACUGUCUCCGUUUUAUUUUUGCUGUCUUACGUAUCUAUAUACAGUAAACUAUCGAUUCAAUUAAGUUUCUCAA